CUGGACAGGAAAGCUGCCUUAACAAUCCUGAGUCACAAACAAUUGCUGUCGGACGGGGAAUGUUACAGCUGAUGUUCGCAAUGACACUAAAUUCUCCUUUUGAAGGAAAUUAUUGGUCCCCCAUUUUUCUCCAAAAACAGAAAGAAUCUCUGCAAAGAAUCAGACCUUCAGGACAGAACAGAAGUGUGGAAGAGGAGUACUUUUUGCCAACAGUUUUGAGCAAAGAUUCCUGUUCUACCUGGGGAGGAGGGCAUUUUUCAACCUUUGAUAAAUACCAGUAUGACUUCACUGGGACUUGCAACUACAUCUUUGCAACUGUAUGUGAUGAGACCAGCCCAGACUUCAACAUUCAGUUCCGUCGUGGGCUGGACAAAAAAAUUGCAAGGAUCAUUAUUGAGCUUGGACCUUCUGUCGUCAUUGUGGAGAAAGGCAGCAUUUCUGUCGGGAGUGUUGGUGUCAUUCAGUUGCCUUACACCAGCAAUGGAAUCCAAAUAUCACCUUAUGGACGUAACAUCCGCCUGGUAGCCAAGCUCAUGGAGAUGGAACUGGUGGUCAUGUGGAACAAUGAUGACUACCUCAUGGUUUUGGCUGAAAAAAAGUACAUGGGGAAAACAUGUGGAAUGUGUGGGAACUACGAUGGUUAUGAAUUGAAUGAAUUUGUGCGUGAAGGUAAAUUGCUGGAUACAUAUAAAUUUGCUGCAUUACAAAAAAUGGAUGAUCCAUCAGAGAUCUGCCUGUCCGAGGAGAUACCAAUUUCCACCGUUCCUCACAAAAAAUAUGCCGUGAUCUGCUCUCAGCUACUUAAUUUGGUGUCACCAACCUGCAGUGUGCCCAAGGAUAGGUUUGUCAUUCGUUGCCAGCUCGAUAUGCAGGACUGCAGUGAGCCAGGACAAAACAAUUGCACUUGCUCUACACUGUCAGAGUAUUCCAGGCAAUGUGCUAUGUCCCACCAAAUGGUGUUCAACUGGAGAACUGAAAACUUCUGCUCUGUGGGAAAAUGUUCUGCGAACCAAAUCUAUGAGGAAUGUGGUUCUCCAUGUAUUAAAACCUGUUCCAACCCAGAGUACAGCUGUUCCAGUCACUGUACCUAUGGCUGCUUUUGUCCAGAAGGAACUGUUCUUGAUGACAUCUCAAAGAAUCGGACAUGUGUUCACAUUAGCCAGUGUCCAUGUACACUGAAUGGGAAAACAUAUGCUCCUGGUGAGACAAUGAAAGCAGCGUGUAGGACCUGUAAAUGUGUGAUGGGUCAGUGGAACUGCCAAGACUUGCCCUGUCCUGGAAGGUGUUCCCUGGAAGGAGGCUCCUUUGUUACCACAUUUGAUUCGAGGCCAUAUCGAUUCCAUGGGGUUUGCACUUACAUUCUUAUGAAGAGUUCCAGCCUGCCACACAAUGGAACCCUAAUGGCUGUUUAUGAAAAGACUGGUUAUUCUCAUUCUGAGACAUCACUUAGUGCUAUAAUUUACCAAUCUGCAAAGGACAAAAUUGUGAUUUCUCAGAAUGAUCUCCUUACUGAUGAUGAUGAACUUAAGAGGCUACCUUACAGAUCAGGAGACAUCACCGUUUUCAGACAGUCCUCCAUGUACAUUCAGAUGCAUACAAACUUUGGGCUGGAACUUGCAGUUCAGACAUCACCUGUAUUCCAGGCCUACGUGAAAGUUGGAUCACAAUUCAAAGGCAGAACGCUAGGUUUGUGUGGCAAUUACAAUGGAGACACUACAGAUGACUUCAUGACUAGCAUGGAUAUCACUGAAGGGACAGCCUCCCUGUUUGUAGAUUCCUGGAGGGCAGGAAAUUGCCAUCCUGCCUUAGAGAGAGAGACUGACCCUUGCGCUUUGAGCCAACUGAACAAAAUAUCUGCUGAGACUCAUUGCUCUAUUCUGACCAAGAAGGGUACAGUGUUUGAGAAAUGCCAUGCUGUGGUGAACCCUAUUCCUUACUACAAGAGAUGUGUCUACCAAGCCUGUAAUUAUGAAGAGACCUUUCCUUAUAUUUGUUCUGCUCUGGGAUCAUAUGCACGAGCAUGCAGUUCCAUGGGUUUAAUCCUUGAGAACUGGAGAAGCAGUAUGGACAAUUGCACCAUUAUUUGCACUGGAAAUCAAACAUUCAGCUACAACACUCAAGCAUGUGACAGGACAUGCCUCUCACUCUCCAACCGAGCCCUGGAAUGCCAUCCAGCUGAUAUUCCUAUUGAGGGCUGCCAGUGUCCUAAAGGAAUGUACCUGAACCACAAGAAUGAGUGUGUUCGUAAAUCUCAUUGUCCCUGCUACUUAGAGGACAGAAAGUACAUUCUGCCUGACCAGUCAACAAUGACUGGUGGGAUUACCUGCUACUGUGUUAAUGGGAAGCUAAGUUGCACAGGCAAACCUCAAAAUCCUGCAGAAAACUGCAAAGCUCCUAAGAAAUACAUAUCAUGUUCUGACAAUUUAGAAAACAAGUAUGGAGCUGCAUGUGCCCCUACCUGUCAGAUGCUGGCUACUGGAAUUGACUGUAUACCCACAAAGUGUGAAUCAGGCUGUGUCUGUGCUGAUGGCCUCUUUGAAAAUCUCGAUGGCAAGUGUGUGCCAGCUGAGGAAUGUCCAUGUGAAUAUGGUGGCCUUGCUUAUGAAAGAGGUGAACAAAUCCAGACUGAAUGUGAGAUCUGCACUUGCACAAAAGGCAAAUGGAAAUGCGUUCAGAAGACAAGGUGUUCCUCCACCUGUAAUCUGUAUGGAGAAGGCCACAUCACCACCUUUGAUGGACAGCGUUUUGUGUUUGAUGGCAACUGUGAAUACAUAUUAGCUAUGGAUGGCUGCAGUGUUAACAGACCCAUUUCCUCUUUCAAAAUUGUUACUGAGAAUGUCAUCUGUGGGAAAUCAGGAGUUACAUGCUCCAGAUCCAUCAGCAUUUACCUUGGGAAUCUGACAAUCAUACUGAGAGAUGAAACCUUCGCUAUUUCUGGGGAAAAUCCUGGUGUGCAGUACAAAGUGAAAAAGAAUGCACUUCACCUGAUGUUUGAUAUCAUUAUCCCAGGAAAAUACAACAUGACCCUUAUUUGGAAUAAGCACAUGAACUUCUUCAUCAAGAUCUCCAGAGAAACACAGGAAACGAUCUGUGGUUUGUGUGGAAACUAUAAUGGCAACAUGAAGGAUGACUUUGAAACUCGAAGCAAGUACGUGGCAUCAAACGAGCUGGAAUUUGUCAACUCUUGGAAAGAGAAUCCUCUCUGUGGGGAUGUGUACUUUGUAGUGGACCCCUGUAGCAAGAACCCUUAUCGUAAAGCAUGGGCAGAAAAGACAUGUUCCAUCAUCAACAGCCACGUUUUUUCUGCCUGUCACAAUAAGGUGAAUCGGAUGCCCUACUAUGAGGCCUGUGUCCGAGACUCCUGUGGGUGUGACAUUGGAGGGGACUGUCAGUGCAUGUGUGAUGCCAUCGCAGUCUAUGCCAUGGCAUGCUUGGAAAAAGGCAUCUGCAUUGACUGGAGGACCCCCGACUUCUGUCCUGUCUAUUGUGAGUAUUACAAUUCUCAUAAAAGAACAGGCAUUGAUGAUGCUUUUUCCUAUGGCUACAACGAUGACAAAUGCACCUGGCACUACAGGCCUUGUAACUGUCCAAAUCAAAACUACAAAUAUGUCAAUAUUGAAGGCUGUUACAACUGCUCUCAUGAUGAAUACUUUGACCAUGAAGAGGAAAGGUGCAUGCCAUGUGGACAAGUAAAUGUUACCACCACACCGGAACCAUCUUCACCUUCACCAGUAACAACAGUGCAGCCUAAAGUAACAAGGAGCUCUACCACAAGCACCUUACCAACAGUACCUAGUACUUCUGCAACAGCUGUAUCACCUGAGACUACAAAUCCAACAAUAACUGCAAAAAUUACAGUUCCAAGAACUUCACCCUCACAACCUCUUGUCACGAUAAAGUCAACAACUGAACAUACAACAUCAAUUUUUACCACACCAAACAUGACUACAACCAUCACUACCCCUUCCAUAACUACCUCAAUGAAAAGAACCAUAGCCACUGCACCAAAGUCUGUUCCCUCAUCACCUUCUGCCUCGUCAACUGCUGCUUCAACAGAGACAGAACGAGUAGGGGUCACCUCACCUCCCUUCAAGACCACCACCAAAAAGGAAACAGCAAUGUCCUCAAUGUCUACUCAAACCACAACUCACAGCACAACUUUCAGCCAGCCUAAACUAACAACAGCAGAGAGUGAAGGAACUGAAGCAACCACUCUGCACUACCCAGAAGUUGUCACCCACAUAAGACCAACGUUGACACAGCCUGUGCAGCACCUCGUCACACAGACACAGACCACCCCUGCCCCAUCCACCAGGAGCACCUCUGUCCCAGGAGAGACUGGCCCUGCCACCAGCCCAGAAGUCCCGCUGACAAGGACAUUUCCAAGCUCCAGCUCUUUGUCUGUCACCUCCACUUCAUCUGCUUCUUCCCUCUCCUCAACCCAGCUCAAAACAUCAUAUCCUGCCUUUACCCAUGAACACUCAACUGUGCCACACAUUGUGCCACAUCUGACAACGCACAAGACCACGGCCACCACCUCCAUCAGCAGCACCUCCAAGACCUCUGUCUCCACAGAAGUCCCUCUGGAAACAGCCUCUCCACAUCCCAGCUCUCCACCUGCCCCCAGCAGCCCACUCAGCACCCGGCUGCCGUCCACUGCCACCACUUCCACAGUCUCCUCCACAGCAGCUCCAAGCACCAGCCCCAGGCCUACACCUACAACCCUGAGGCCCAAGCCCUCUUCCCCAACAACCAGUGCUGCAAAGGAGUCUCCUGUCACAGAGUCCUCUGUGCCCACCACAGCCAAAACCAGCAUGCUGCCAUCUCCUGCUUCUUCUCCCUCCUCAACUGUGUCUUCAACAGGGCUCAGCUCUUCACCACCUGCCUUCACCCAUAAAAUGUUGACCAUGCCACACGCUGUGACACCUGUGACCACAGAGAGGACCACAGCCACCACCUCCAUCAGCAGCACCUCCAAGACCUCUGUCUCCACAGAAGUCCCUCUGGAAACAGCCUCUCCACAUCCCAGCUCUCCACCUGCCCCCAGCAGCCCACUCAGCACCCGGCUGCCGUCCACUGCCACCACUUCCACAGUCUCCUCCACAGCAGCUCCAAGCACCAGCCCCAGGCCUACACCUACAACCCUGAGGCCCAAGCCCUCUUCCCCAACAACCAGUGCUGCAAAGGAGUCUCCUGUCACAGAGUCCUCUGUGCCCACCACAGCCAAAACCAGCAUGCUGCCAUCUCCUGCUUCUUCUCCCUCCUCAACUGUGUCUUCAACAGGGCUCAGCUCCUCACCGCCUGCCUUCACCCAUAAAAUGUUGGUGGUGUCUACCGCUGUGACACCUGUGACCACAGAGAGGACCACAGCCACCACCUCCAUCAGCAGCACCUCCAAGACCUCUGUCUCCACAGAAGUCCCUCUGGAAACAGCCUCUCCACAUCCCAGCUCUCCACCUGCCCCCAGCAGCCCACUCAGCACCCGGCUGCCAUCCACUGCCACCACUUCCACAGUCUCCUCCACAGCAGCUCCAAGCACCAGCCCCAGGCCUACACCUACAACCCUGAGGCCCAAGCCCUCUUCCCCAACAACCAGUGCUGCAAAGGAGUCUCCUGUCACAGAGUCCUCUGUGCCCACCACAGCCAAAACCAGCAUGCUGCCAUCUCCUGCUUCUUCUCCCUCCUCAACUGUGUCCUCAACAGGGCUCAGCUCUUCACCACCUGCCUUCACCCAUAAAAUGUUGACCAUGCCACACGCUGUGACACCUGUGACCACAGAGAGGACCACAGCCACCACCUCCAUCAGCAGCACCUCCAAGACCUCUGUCUCCACAGAAGUCCCUCUGGAAACAGCCUCUCCACAUCCCAGCUCUCCACCUGCCCCCAGCAGCCCACUCAGCACCCGGCUGCCGUCCACUGCCACCACUUCCACAGUCUCCUCCACAGCAGCUCCAAGCACCAGCCCCAGGCCUACACCUACAACCCUGAGGCCCAAGCCCUCUUCCCCAACAACCAGUGCUGCAAAGGAGUCUCCUGUCACAGAGUCCUCUGUGCCCACCACAGCCAAAACCAGCAUGCUGCCAUCUCCUGCUUCUUCUCCCUCCUCAACUGUGUCUUCAACAGGGCUCAGCUCUUCACCGCCUGCCUUUACCCAUGAACACUCAACUGUGCCACACAUUGUGCCACAUGUGACCACACCCAAGACCACGGCCACCACCUCCAUCAGCAGCACCUCCAAGACCUCUGUCUCCACAGAAGUCCCUCUGGAAACAGCCUCUCCACAUCCCAGCUCUCCACCUGCCCCCAGCAGCCCACUCAGCACCCGGCUGCCAUCCACUGCCACCACUUCCACAGUCUCCUCCACAGCAGCUCCAAGCACCAGCCCCAGGCCUACACCUACAACCCUGAGGCCCAAGCCCUCUUCCCCAACAACCAGUGCUGCAAAGGAGUCUCCUGUCACAGAGUCCUCUGCGCCCACCACAGCCAAAACCAGCAUGCUGCCAUCUCCUGCUUCUUCUCCCUCCUCAACUGUAUCUUUAAGAGGGCUCAGCUCCUCACCGCCUGCCUCUACCCAUGGAAAGUCAACUGUGCCACACAUUGCACCACCUGUGACCAUCUCCACAGAAGCCCCUCUGGAAACCUCUCCAAAUCCCAGAUCUCUGCCUGCCCCCAGCAGCCCGCUCAGCACCCGGCUGCCAUCCACUGCCACAUCUCCAUUCUCUUCUGCCUUGGUCUCAUCCAUCAGCACAACGUCUGUGCCUACUUCCACAUUUAGAUCUGUUGAGAGCACUACACAUUCUUACUUCCAAAACACCACAUCAACUCCAUAUGGCAAAACGUCUUCAUUAGCUGUCCCUACCAGUAUCUCUACUCAGUCCAGGCCAGCGUUGAUCCCAACAGUUUUAUCUACAACUAUUACCUUUGCUCCCCAUGUUAUCACCACGGCUUCUACGGAGUCGGUUGAAAGGAGUUCCCUGCAAACAACAACACUGACCACCGCUCGAACAACAUCAUCUCCUCCUCUCACCUCUGGCCUUUCAACAUCCCUGUCCUCUGCUGUUCCAUCAACAGUGCCACACGAGCAUUGUAGAGAAGUUGAAUAUGAAGAAAAAGUAACUUACAAAGGCUGUUCCACAAAUGUCACUUUGAGCCGAUGUGAAGGAUCAUGUCCAUCUUCAACAAAGCUGGAUGUUGAGAAGAUGACGGUCACCACAGCAUGUGGCUGCUGUAGGCCACUUGAACUUCUUAAGAAGCAAUUCCAACUACCAUGCCAAGACCCAGAUAAUCCUGGAAGAAGGCUCACCACAGAAAUAAUUGUAUUUAGUGGCUGUGUGUGUAACUUUGACAGCUGCACACACUAGCCAGACCUGAUGGCUGCAGAUACCAUUUGUUGUAAUUAAACCGUGAUCACAAGUUAAUCCUGCCACAGCUCAUUGCUGGGUUCUCUCGUACUGAUUACACAGGACAUCCUUGCUGUCAGGCUGCCUGAGCAGCUGCCUGGACUACCAGUGGAGUUACCAGAUAAAUUAUUCCUGAUCAGGAGCAGGGUGGGGUACAGAGCAGAAAAGAACAGGCAUAGAAAUAAAGAAUAGGCUCAUGGAAGACAAGAAACUGCUUGGCCUUGCUCAGGGUGAUUUAUUUAACCAGAGGCUAAAACUUGGCCCAUGCAUUGGGCAGUAACAGAAAUUAAUGUUCAAAUAAAAUAGAAGGAACUGAAUUUGCUAAUUUCUUUCUCCUUAUUUGACCUGAAAAAUUAUUUUAACCAGAACUGUUUUAACUGAAGAAUAGUCUAUUAUGUUCAGUCAACUUGGAACUGUGGAAGAGCCCACUACUUCACUGGGAGAAGGGAAGUGACCCGUUCCUUGUCUUUGAGGGUGGACACAGCAUGUGUGCUCAUCAUCCACAGAUGACAGGGUUGGAAAACAAGGUGCUACAUGACCCAAAAGCGAAUGGUGAGGUUUCCCCAAGCACCCUUAGUGUGGUGGGACAUUUCUAGGAACAUAACUAACACACACAUGGAACAGCUUUGGGAUAAAGCAGGUAGCUGAGGGCUUUUCUCUGCGAGAAAUCAAAGCCCACAUGCACCUAACAGGAUACAAAUGGUUCACUCACAAGUGAUUUCUACUUGCUGCCACUAUAGACAAUCUUUACUUUGUUUGAAAGUCAUUUAAGAAAAAGAUGUAUGAUUGCACAAAAGCUCAGAGUGCUCUGUUUUCCCUUUUAGCAAAUGUAAGGGAAGAAUCUGAAGCAUACAUUUAAAGCUUAAAUGAGGUUAUUUAGCUGUUUAGAUUACUCUUCUUCUACAGUGCCAUCAACCCCGCAUGCAAUGCAGGUGUGUGCAGCCUAGCCUCAACCCUACACCACUAUUAGGAGGAGUUUACUGCACCAAAUACUGCUCAUGUACUUACUGUUGUUAAACACUCAAAGGAGAAAGAUUUUACAUCUGGGUCUUCUUAAAAAUAGAGUAUUUAUAACUUGUAACCAAACACAAACAAAAUCACUCACUGGGACAGCAGAAAUCUGUAGUCCAGGUAAGGCUCCAGUGAAUGAACCCACCAGUACUUAUAAAAUAAUCACAGCAAUUGUGUUCCACAACCAUUCCAUGAGAAUAUUUUUUACAUCUUCAUGCUCCCAGACAAAAAAAGGACAGUUUCAUCACUGUUCUAAUCAUUUAUUUAAUCUUAAUAUGUUCUUCUGAUGAAUAUAGUCUAAUAUAUAGUCUUCUAUAUGAAAAUUCUCCACUUAAUUUGACAGAACUUUGUUUUAUACAAAUAAGACAAUCACCAUAAAUGUUACAUACUGGAGUGUAGGUCAAGAAUGAACAUAUGCUACCUGUUUUGCUAUUCAGUUAUUUUCACAUGUCAAUGCCUGAAAAUACUGCACUUAAAAACAAUAACACUGUUUACUGCAGAAAUUACUUUGUCUGCUUGACAGGAUACAUCACUGGUUAAGUUAACCAUCAUUCACAAAAAAAAUAAAACCAAGUAUUUGUCUUUAAUUUGUUCACUUUUCUGCUCAUGGCUUCAUUGAGCUGACAUUUAAUACAAAGAGUGAACAGUCAUAAGCUUAACACAGUCACCACUGAAAAGACACUUUCCCUUACCCCCCCUCCUUCCCACAUUUUAAUGCACAUUUUAGCACAUUUGAACCAAAGCAAAGUGAAAUAAAGUAGUGCAGUGUCUCAAGGUGUCCUUUAAUGAGGGCACAGAACAUUUUUCAGAGGGACAGAUAUACAACAGGAUUUGGAAAAUACAAAACAGAACCUCCUCCUCUGUCUUUGCUAAGACUCCCUUUAGUUCAGCACAUCAGAUUUUAACACAGCAGCCAAGAGCAUGGUUAACAUAACAGGACUAAUAAUGAGACACAGAGCAUCAAGAGGAGAAAACAAAAGGUAUUCCAUCAGUAUUUGCCAACUGCCCAACCUGACUGCAGGAACCCC
This is a messenger RNA of Cyanistes caeruleus (blue tit), 9439 nucleotides long. NCBI's taxonomy places the organism in Eukaryota, Metazoa, Chordata, Aves, Passeriformes, Paridae. The record is from RefSeq and is a predicted model, not a curated record.